This is a messenger RNA of Prunus mume (Japanese apricot), 557 nucleotides long. Its product is annotated as heavy metal-associated isoprenylated plant protein 47-like. The record is from RefSeq and is a predicted model, not a curated record. Gene Ontology annotation, molecular function: metal ion binding. Lineage: Eukaryota; Viridiplantae; Streptophyta; Magnoliopsida; Rosales; Rosaceae.
UAGUGAUCGAUAAGUUCUACUUUCAUAGAUUUAUUCACUCAUAGAUUUCAUAGAGUUCUACUUUCAUACCCUUCUUUCCAACAUGAAGCAAAAGCUAGUAGUGAGUGUGCCAAUGCGCUGUGACAAAUGCCGAAACAAGGCCUUGAAGAUUGCUGCAGCUGCACACGGUGUGAGCAAAGUGUCGAUCGAAGGAGCAGACAAAGAUCACAUUGAGGUGAUUGGAGAUGGGGUUGACUCUGUUUGCUUGACCAGUUUGUUAAGGAAGAAGCUUGGCUUCGCCACCAUUGUCAAAGUUGAAGAAGUGAAAGAAGCUAAAGCUGAUAAGAAAGAGGAAAAGCCAACCGGUCCUCCAUGCUAUGUUCAAUAUUGUCCUCCAGUGUACUGUGAACUGGUUCAUGAAUAUCCAGAACCAGUCCAAUGCUCUAUCAUGUAAUUCCCAGCAAUUACUGUAUUUAGCUUUGAAGAUCACGCUACGGUGACUUUGUAAUAUUGGUAGUAUACAUUUUGUUGUACUCUAUUAUUGUCAAUAAGACAAAACCUUCCAACCAAACAUUCUU